AUGCACCUUAAACUUUUAUUCUAUCUUGUCAUUGUUUAUCAAUUGUCGACCGUAUUCUCAACUAACUUUGGUCGAUAUGAUUUAUUGGCACAUGAAAAUGAUGAUGGUAUAACACGAUUCUUUGCUGUUGGUGAUUGGGGCGGUUUACCAUUUUUACCAUAUGAAACUCCAUCUGAAGUUGUUGUCGCUGAAGCGAUGGGUAAAUUGGGUAAAAAAUUAAAUACAAGUUUUCAAUUGGCAUUAGGAGAUAAUUUUUAUUUUGAUGGUGUUCAAUCAGCCAAAGAUCCUAGAUUUCAACAUACAUUUGAACAUGUAUUCUCAGCAACAUCAUUACAAACACCAUGGUAUGUUAUAGCUGGUAAUCAUGAUCAUUUAGGUAAUGUUUCAGCACAAAUAGAAUAUGGUAAAACAUCAAAACGAUGGAUAUUUCCUGAUUAUUUCUAUUCAUUCUCUUUAUGGCAAAGUGAUAAACAAAAGAAAUUAAUUGAUUUCGUCAUGAUUGAUACUGUUAUACUUUGUGGUGGUGGAAAUUUAUCAGAUUGGGAGCAUACUCCAUUAGAAGGUCCAAACAAUCAAUAUGUUGCCGAAGCUUAUUGGCAAUGGAUUGAAGAACAACUUCGUCAAUCGACUGCUCCAUAUUUAAUUGUCAGUGGUCAUUUUCCAAUAUAUUCAAUUGCAGAACAUGGUCCAACGCAAUGUCUUGUUGAUCGCCUUCGACCAUUACUUCAUCAAUAUCAAGCAACAACUUAUCUUUGUGGACAUGAUCAUAAUCUUCAACAUUUAGUUGAUGAUAUGAAUGGAUCACAUUUGGAUUAUUUUGUUGUUGGUGCUGCAAAUUUCAUAGAAAAUAGUCAUAGUCAUCAACAUGAUGUGCCACCAAAUUCACUUAAAUAUUUUUGGGCUGGUUCAAUUGUAUUUGGUGGUUUUGGCUUAAUUGAAGUUGAUAAUACACAAAUGAACUUUUCAUUUAUUGAUCGUUCUGAAAAAACAUUAUAUCAAACAACCAUGAAACCACGUUUUUAA
This is a messenger RNA of Rotaria sp. Silwood1, 1023 nucleotides long. The record is from the annotation of a GenBank genome assembly. Lineage: Eukaryota; Metazoa; Rotifera; Eurotatoria; Philodinida; Philodinidae.